Messenger RNA from Saccostrea cuccullata (small rock oyster), 2340 nucleotides. Its product is annotated as NF-kappa-B essential modulator-like. Gene Ontology annotation, cellular component: nucleus; cytoplasm. NCBI's taxonomy places the organism in Eukaryota, Metazoa, Mollusca, Bivalvia, Ostreida, Ostreidae. The annotation marks the transcript as partial. The transcript has 10 exons. Gene Ontology annotation, biological process: regulation of canonical NF-kappaB signal transduction. Gene Ontology annotation, molecular function: K63-linked polyubiquitin modification-dependent protein binding. The record is from RefSeq and is a predicted model, not a curated record.
AUUACCUGAGGGACAACAAUGAGAAGAUGAAGAUUCAAUAUCAGAAUCUGGCCGAGUGGAAGGAAAAGAUCCGCAGCAACAACAUGAAAAACAAAGAAAAGUUUGACCAAACUAAGGAGGUAGUCCAGACCCUGACUAAAGAGAAUGAGGAUCUCAAACGUGAAGUCUGCAAAAAGGCGGUCCAUAUGACACAGCUGGAAAGGUCAGCAGAGGAGGUCAGGAGUGAGCUCAGAAACAAGGAGGAAGCUGUUACAGGGCUGGUGAGGACAGUGGAGGAGCUGAAGAAAAAGUUAGAGAGUAAAUCACUGGACAGGUCCUCAGACUGUGUAGAUACGGUACUUGUGAAUCAAGACAGAAGCGAAACAGAAGCACUAGAAAAGGAAAAAGAAAGCUUAGAAACUAGAAUAAAACAACUAGAAAAUCAGCUCGGACAAUUCAGAGAAAAUAAUGAGAGUUUAAUAAGGGACUUAGACUCCUACAAAAAUGUGAAACAAGAACUUCAGGUAGAAAAUGCAAAACUGGAGCGAGAGAAUACGGAGCUUGGACAGAGAAUUGAAGGCUUGUUGAACGAGAACAAGGGCAUGAAAUCAGAGGUGAGGGUAUUGAGGGGCCGCAUUGAGGAGCUGGAGAACGAGGCGUCACGUUAUCAGGACCUAGCGGUCAGUAAAGAGGAGGACAGGAAAACACAGGGGGCAGAAGAGGCUCACACAGAGUUGGGAGAACUCAAACAGAGACUGAAACAGAAAGAAGAAGAGAUUGCCUGGUACAAGGAGCAACAGCAGCAACACAUAUCAAGUCUCACCAAGCAACACCAGCAACAGAAGCAGGAGUUGCUGCAGCAACUGGAUGUGCUGCAACAUGAGCUACAGCAGACCAAAGAUGAACAGACAAAGGCUUAUACAAGUGAUGUACAGAGCCUGCGCAGCCAAGUCCUGACCCUGAUUACCCAGGUCAAUGACUCCCAAAAAAGAUUGGAGGAUGCUAAUGAGGCCCUGGAGAAGAAGAGUAGCAAAUUACAGGAAGUGGAGCACGUACAGGAAGAGUUCCGUCGGCAGCACACUGAGGACGCCGCCCUGGUGGAGACACUGAGACUGUCACUGAAGAGUUACGAGGACGCACUGACGGCCGAGAGAAAGGAGCACCAAAAUACCAAGAAAACAUCAGCUGAUCUGAGACAGUCAUUUAAUCAGGUAGUGUCAGAUCACAAGAAUUUGUCAGAGAAAUACGACAGAAUCAAACUGCAGGAACAGAUACGACCACAGGGUGGAUGUACAGAGACAGAAAAGCAGAAGUUACUGGACCAGAUCGGUCGUCUUACGGCCCAAGUGUACGCCGGGGAGGAGGCCAUUAAUUACAGGGAGGAGAAACUCAACAAAGUACAGGAGGAGAAUAAAAAGAUCACGGAGGAGCUCAAUAAUGUGGUCCCUGUACUCAAGGCUCAGGCUGAGGUUUGGAAGUCAGAUUUUGAUGCUGAGAGAGACGCAAGGGAACGCCUUCAUGCAGAAAAAACUCAACUGGAAAAUGAUUUCAAACAGCUCCAGCUACGCAACCAGCAGCUAUUGGACGAAAUGGAGAAUUUUUCUAAACGACAGUUCCAGGAGAUGCAGCAGCGGCACUCCAGCCAGAAUUAUCAGCACAACCUCCAACAACACCUGAGGGUGGGGCAUCAGAACCACGGGAGUCCAUACCAGAUUCCCCAGUACCCUCCUCAGGGGUACCCCACCCAGGCCCCGGGGGCGGGGGCAAUGUACAACGAUGGCAGAUCACCUCCCUCUGUUCCAAGUCAGAUUCAUGGUGAUUCCCAGGAAGGAGAGGAGCCCCAUCAGUUUGAAUGUCCAAAGUGUAACCAGACCUGUCCUGACAUGGACACUCUACAGAUACAUGUACUGGACUGUAUUGACCAGGACAACCCUUGACGUGUAAAAGAUCAGAACAUGUACUUUCAUUUACUUGAGUGACUCACAGCAAAACUUAUUUUGAAUUGUAUUGAUCAGCACAGCCAAUAAUAUUGCUAAGUUUUAUUGUGAAAUUUUUAAUUAGAUCAAUCAUGAGAAAACUCAAAUUCAACAUUUCUGUACAAGGAAUGUUAUUCUUUUAAUAUGUGAUUUUUUUUAAUUUCUUCAUUGAAAUCAUCUUUAAAAAAAAAUAUGACAUCAUAUCUGAUACACACUGAUAAAACUGAUUCUUGAGAGAAAGAGAAUGCGUUAACAAAUCAUAAUCACUCUUAAAGUUUACAUGAAAGUUUACUAUGUAGAAAUAUUAACACUUACUUAAGCUUUCCAACUUUUAGAUAUGUGAUAAAUGAGAAACAAGAAGUAAGAUACAUUAUAUUAUGAUUUG